Gadus macrocephalus (Pacific cod) is the source of this 5576-nucleotide messenger RNA. It is a transcript of the gene arhgef7a, whose product is annotated as Rho guanine nucleotide exchange factor (GEF) 7a. The record is from RefSeq and is a predicted model, not a curated record. The transcript is spliced from 19 exons. Gene Ontology annotation, molecular function: protein binding; guanyl-nucleotide exchange factor activity. NCBI's taxonomy places the organism in Eukaryota, Metazoa, Chordata, Actinopteri, Gadiformes, Gadidae. The coding region runs from base 358 to 2706 and encodes 782 amino acids.
UCAUUCACUUGAUGAGCGGCUGGCGGCUGUGAUGCGCAUGUAUGCAGCCCACUGCCUCAACGCAUCACGUCGAACCGCACUUGACAGCUUGCCAGGUCGAAGGAAAAAAAAAAAAAAAACACCACACAAGAGAGGAGGAAACCAGAGCCGCUGAAUUUCCACAAGCCAGGCGUCAUUCGCAUCCACCCGUUGGAGAAGGAAGGAGGGAUCUCUCAUAGCCGCCUUUCUCCGAGCUAUAACUCAUCCCUAUGGAUUAUUUGUGUUUUAAUGCCCAGACAGUGUGAGCGGGCGGCAGCGGUUUAUUUCAACACAGCAAACCGAGCCACUUCGUUGGAAUAGCAUCUGUUGUGUCUGGCCAUGAAUUCGGCGGAACAGACAGUGACAUGGUUGAUCACGCUCGGGGUACUGGAGUCGCCGAAGAAGACCAUCUCGGAUCCCGAAGCAUUUCUGCAGACCUCGCUCAGAGAUGGGGUGGUGUUAUGUAGACUGCUGGAGCGGCUUAGCCCGGGUUCUACGGAGAAAAUCUAUCAAGAGCCGAAGAACGACGCCGAGUGCCUGACCAACAUCAAGGAGUUCCUCAAGGGCUGCACGUCGUUUCGCGUCGAGCCAUUUGAGGCCAGUGAUCUGCUGCUGGGACUGAACUUCACAAAGGUGCUGAGCAGUCUGGUUACCCUCAACAAAGUAACUGCGGACAUCGGCGUGGGUAGUGACUCGGUGUGCGCACGCCACUCCUCGGCUCACCGGAUCAAGUCUUUUGAGUCUCUGUCAUCGCAGACCUCCCUGGGCCGUUCCUCCAAGCUGCUGCAGAACCAGUUCAGGAGUCUGGACAUGUCGGAGAACAGCGGGCAGCAGGUGCUGGUGAAGGCGCGCUUCAACUUCGAGCAGACCAACGAAGACGAGCUCACCUUCAACAAGGGCGACAUCAUCGGGGUGACCCGCCAGGAGGAUGGCGGCUGGUGGGAGGGCAUGCUGAACGGCAGGACGGGCUGGUUCCCUAGCAACUAUGUGCGCGAGCUCAAAGGAUGCGACAAACAAGUUUCCCCUAAGUCUGGGACCCUGAAGAGCCCCCCGAAAGGCUUCGACACGACGGCCAUCAGCAAGACCUACUACAACCUGGUUUUACAGAACAUUCUAGAAACAGAAACAGAGUAUUCUAAAGACCUCCAGGUCUUGCUGACCAACUACCUGCGCUCGCUCCAGAGUACAGACAAAAUGAGCAGUUUAGAUGUUGCUCUGAUUUUGGGGAACCUGGAGGAGAUCAGCACUUUCCAGCAGAUGCUCGUACAAUCGCUGGAGGAGUGCACCAAGUUGCCGGAACACCAGCAGAGGGUAGGCGGGUUCUUCCUCAACCUCAUGCCCCAGAUGAAGGCUCUGUACACAGGGUACUGCUCUAACCACCCCUCUGCAGUCAAUGUCCUCACACAGCACAGUGAAGCUCUGGGAGAGUUCAUGGAGGGCAGGGGAGCCGUGAGCCCCGGCAUCCUCACCCUCACCACGGGCCUCAGCAAGCCCUUCAUGAGGCUGGACAGGUACCCCAACCUGCUGAAGGAGCUGGAGAGGCACAUGGAGGAAAGCCACCCUGACAGACCGGACAUCCAGAAGUGCAUGGCAACAUUUAAGAACCUCUCUGCCCAGUGCCAGGAGGUGAGGAAGCGUAAGGAGCUGGAGCUGCAGAUCCUGACGGAGGCCAUCCGCCUGUGGGAGGGGGACGACAUCCGGACCCUGGGCUCGGUGCUCUACAUGAGCCAGGCCAUGGUCCACAGUCCUGGGGCCGAAGAGAAGUGCGAGCGCUACCUCAUGCUCUUCCCCCACGUGCUCCUGCUGCUGUCCGCCAGCCCCAGGAUGAGCGGCUUCAUAUUCCAGGGUAAACUCCCGUUGACCGGCAUGACAAUGACCAAACUGGAAGACUGUGAAGCCCAUAAGAAUGCCUUUGAGCUCAGCGGCACCAUGUUCGAGCGCAUCCAGGUGGCGUGCAACAACCAGCAGGACCUCCAGGACUGGGUGGGGCACCUGACCCGCCAGACCAAGCACACCGCGGCCACCGGGCCCAGCCACAAACCCCUCAACAUGCCCUGUCACACGCUCCCGUCUCACCCGCUGACCCCCUCCCGGCAUGCCGAGGGGCGGGCCAUGACGGUGGCCCCAGCCUAUCACACCCUUCCACACCCCUCCUCUCACGGGACCUCUCACAGCACCCUGAUGUGGGGCCCCCUGGAGCCUCCAAACACCCCCAAGCCCUGGAGCCUGAGCUGCCUGCGGCCCGCCCCCCCGCUGAGGCCCUCGGCGGCCCUCUGCUACAAGGAGGACCUCAGUAAGAGUCCAAAGAGUGUGAAGAAGCUCCUUCCAAAGCGUAAGCCAGAGAGGAAGCAGUCUGAAGAGGAGUUUGCCGUGAGGAAAAGUACAGCAGCACUGGAGGAGGAUGCUCAGAUUCUCAAGGUCAUCGAGGCGUACUGCACUAGCGCCAAGACCAGACAGACUCUCAACUCCACCUGGCAGGGCACCGACCUGAUGCACAACCACGUGCUCGGCGACCCCGGCCGCGCCUGCGCCGAGUCGUCGUCGCCGCUCGGUCGCCGCGCCAGCGUGUCGCGGCCGGACGUGACCUCCGACCUCUCGGAGGACUCCGACUACGACUCCGUCUGGACUACGCACAGUUACAGGAUGGGCUCGGUGUCGCGUAAGAGCUGCAUCUCUCACCAGAACUAAGGCUCCCCCCCUCCACCCUCCACCACCCCCACGACCCCCCACCCACCCCCCCACCGCAACCCCCGCCUGCCUGCACCGCGGCGCUGGCCUCGACCCCGGUGACCUCUUGACCUCGUCGUACUGAGAGAGAUAGCUUAUAGGAGGAGCACUGCUGGGGUCCUCGUCGUCGUUUCGCUGUUGUUGUCGUCGUUGUUGUUGUUGUUUUUGAUUUUGUCUUAUUUAUGUAAUUUAUUUUCGAUUAUGUACUUGUUAAUCAUUUGUAACUUAUUAUGUUUUUAUUUAUCGUAGAGCGUUUACAUUUUGACAAGUGUCUCCCCGUUGCCUUGACCAAUUUUCCUUUUUUUAAUGACGUGCCUCCUCUCUUUCCGUGAUUCUGUAUGUGGUGUGCAUACAGAAUGUCUGUUGGUUUUUUUAUGUUGACUGUGCCCACUCUCCACCGUUUGACCUGAGAUACGUAGGCUCUCUCCUCCGCCAGGGAGCAGAGAUGAUGGGGCGGGGGGGGGGAUAGAUGGGGACCAAGCCUUUCCUGUCUGAUAUUCAGAUGUGAUUCAGAAUGGAGUGUUGCUACAAUACACGUGUACUUCUUUUCUCCACUAUGCCCCUUUUAAGGAGUCUGUCUCCUCGAUAUAUAGCACAGGUACAUGCAUAAACACUCUAUCUCUCCAUCUCUCGUGCCAACGGGCACGCACACAGUAUACUCUCAUGCCUCUGCUGCCAAACAUACAGCAGCGUGCACAUUUAAUAUAUAUCUUUUUAAAUUAUUAUCAUUAUUAUUAUUUAUAUUUUUUUCCUUAUUUUAUUGUCCAUGACCAAAGCAUGUUUGUGUUGAGUUUACCGACUAUCUGAAGAGGGUUUAGUGUAAUGGGACUCACACAAGCUAUGUCAAAGGAGCUGUUGCAGGAAGACCUAUACACCUUCCAUACUGUAAGCUAUAGCUCCGCAGCCAGAGAAUGAACAUAAGAGAUGACUUUUAGAGUACAUUUUAUUGUAUUGCGUGUCCUGAAUUUACUUUUAAAGCCCACUCCUUAAGAACCCCUGUCAGGUUUUUGCCCCAAGGGGACUUUCAGUUCAUGCAACAAAAAGAUCAAAACUGGGAUUUUUGCAGAUCGUCUGAAAUCUAUAGCCUGUUGAGAACAAAACGCACACAAAGGUACAGUCGGAGGUACUUCCAGAGAUGUACACUUGGCAGCCUAGUUGUAUAUGAUGGCACUGUCAACACUGAUAGCAGAGGGGGCACAGGCUUACGUCUGUGUCAGGCUGACCAUGAUGAACUCCAAUAAGUUAGUAUGCUUUAGGCCUAGAGCAGCCGUCCUUGUCAACAGUAACCAGCAUGCUGUAUACCCGCAUGCUAGACAAGGCCUUAGUUCAUCCCUCACACCGCGUCUCCUGUCCUUUCUCUAUCAGUGCUAUUUUUUAUGAAGAAAUAUUUUUCCAGUCAUGCUAUGAAUUCACCCGAGUUCUGUUUCUCUCACACACACACACACACACACACACACACACACACACACACACACACACACACACACACACACACACACACACACACACACACACACACACACACACACACACACACACACACACACACACACACACACACACACACAUAUUGACAAAUUAAUUUAAUUUAUUGUGAUGUACAGAUGCUUUAUUUUAAAUUUAUUAUUUGGUGUAUUUUUAUUUGUAUAGUAUUUGAGUUUUCACCGUAUUUCAUAGAAAUGUAUCCAGGUUUACACUGAAACUAUUACAGAAAGUGUUACAUUAUUUUGCACAAUUGUGUAUUGAUAGGGUGGGGGGUGGGUAUAUACAGAGUAUGUUUAAUGAUGUGCUUUUUGUCUGCCUCCAAGUGUGUACAAUAUAGUUCUAAAGGGUAGACCUAAGUAUUCAGUGUUUCUGUAAAAGCAUCAAAGCAAUUGCUCAUGAGUAGUGUACACACAAACCUUAAGUCUACUGGUGAACAUUAAAAAAAAAUAAAAAUAGAAAACCAUGAUUUAAAAGUACAGUAUAAUUCCAAUGUGAAAUACUCAUUCAAACUCACAUUGUUGUCAGGUUGCAUUUCAAAUGUGAAGAGCACAUGGUCCCCCCUUUCUGUAAAUACUGGUUGUUGGGGCGGAACAGAAAAGAUUCUUAAUAGACAUUUUAUGAAGUAUUAGAUCUAAUGCCCCCUUUUCACAAACUCCCAGCAAUGUUCAAUGGUCAAGUCCGCAUCUCAUGCCCCUGUCCCAGUACUUGGGUUAAACAGAUGCCGUAACAAAGAUGACUUGGUCCAGUCAUAUUUAAUGAAUGCUUCAAAUGUUCUAUUUACAAUAUGGACCCAAUGGAGAGAGGAAAAAAGACACUGGUUAUGAAUUUAGGAAAUUAAAUAGUUUUCAUUAUUUAACUAAAUCUUCAUUUAACUAUUGAUAUUGAAGUCAGGGAUGAGGGGCUUCUGACUGAUAUCCUGAUGUAUUCUUAGUCUUAUAUAUCUAGUAUAUACAUAUUUAUGUGUCAGGCCCAAAGAAAGACCUUUUCGAAAUGAGGCUUUAUAAACUCUUCAUGAGAAUCGAUCUCCUCAUUUGUACUAUGUUGGAUUCUGUGAAAAGGCGGCAUUAUGAGUAUGGCUGUCCUCAUGUUAUGUGCUAUACUUUUUGACAGGUGUAUUCUGUGGUUUUACAAAAGCAAACUUAACUGAAAAAAUCUGGGGACAGGCUGGGUGACCAUACUACCUGUCUUUUGACCAACGUUGUUCUCUGUGUGCCCCAAUGCUGUAUCCAAUUCACACAUGUGACCAUGUCUUUCCUGUGAACAGUGCUGUCAGCGCGCAUUCGUUCCAACACUACCGAAGUCCCAAACGCUGUACUGAGUUUUGAAUAAAUCUUUUAUUGGGUAGA